Messenger RNA from Diospyros lotus (date-plum), 1098 nucleotides. RefSeq lists its product as uncharacterized. The coding region runs from base 1 to 1098 and encodes 365 amino acids. The transcript has 3 exons. Lineage: Eukaryota; Viridiplantae; Streptophyta; Magnoliopsida; Ericales; Ebenaceae. The record is from RefSeq and is a predicted model, not a curated record.
AUGAAAGUCCAUCUCAAGGCACAGGAUCUUUGGGAAGGAAUUGAGGUAGACUACGAAGUCGUUGAUUUGCCGGACAAUCUAAUUGUGACCCAAAUAAGGAUUCACAAGGAGAGGAAGACAAGGAAGGCUAAAGCCAUGGCCUACUUAGAGUUUGAAAUGCAAAGAAUAAAGGAGUCAGAAACUGUGAAAGAGUACAUUGACAUGUUGCUUAGCCUAGCUAACAAAGUCAGGUUGUUAGGUAAGGAUUUUCCUGAUCAAAGAAUCAUUGAGAAAAUACUUGUUACACUUCUAGAGAGGUAUGAAGUCACCAUAUCUUCUCUAGAAAAUACUAAAGAUUUGUCAAGCAUUUCCUUAGUAGAAUUAAUUAAUGCUUUACAAGCUCAAGAACCAAGAAGGCUUAUAAGGAAAGAAGGAGCCGUCGAAGGAGCUUUGCAGUGGAAAAAAACCAAUCAUCCACAACACAAGUGUUGGUGGAGGCCCGAUAUAAAGUGCAACAAAUGUGGUCAAUUGGGUCACAUCAAAAUUGUGUGCAUAUCACAACAACAAGAAGGAGAAGCUAGAGCUGCUGCUGACCAACAUGAGGAGGAGAUAGAGGAGUUGUUUACAGCAGCAACCACAAAUUUAAAAUGUUGCUCAUCAAAAAGCUACCUCAUUGAUAGUGAUGCCACACACCACAUGACAAACAACAAAAGACUCUUUAGAGAGCUCUACAAAUCUACAAUUUCUCGAGUUACAAUUGGAAAUGGAGGCCAAAUUGCCGUGAAGGGUGAAGGAACAGUUGCUAUACAAUGUCGCAAAGGUUUGAAACUUGUUCGGAAUGUCUUAUAUGUUCCUGAAGUUGCAAAAAACUUGUUUAGUGUUAGCCAGUUGCUUGACAAUGGUUACAAGGUCCUAUUUGAGGGCAAAUGCUGCAUAAUAAUAGAUGUAAGAGGUAGAGAAGCCUUUAAAAUCAUGAAAAAAGAUAAGAGUUUUGCUUUGAAUCCAUUGGAGGAGGAGGAGCCUUCAAAUAAAGAUUUAAGUUCAAAGUUUACAUAUACUACUAGUGCAGAAUAUCAAGAAUACUUUCCUUCAACUAAGAAGGGAUUCACAUGGAGGUGA